AGCAUUAUGAGUAAAUAUAGAAAGUAUAAAGAUCUACUGAGAGAUAUUCCUCUCUUUCCAGACAUUUUUACUAAUGGAAUGACGCGCAACUUGGCACACCCCAAGAAAAGCUUCAUGGGCCGCUACACUAAGCGGACCAUGGAGAAGUACAACAAUGUGAUGAUCAAGAACGCUGUCAAACUGUGUCAGAUCCAGGCCCAUCAUGCUAUCCUGGAGGUUGGCUUUGGUCCAGGCUUGGGGCUCCAGGAGGCUCUGAAGUACCUGACGGACCCCAGGGGCAAGCUGUUCGGCCUGGACGUCUCUGAGUACAUGCACAAGGUGGCCCGGGAGCGCCUGGGCCCUCAGCUGGCCUUGGGGAGGGUCCACCUGCUCCAGGGCAGGGUGGAGUGUAUUCCCCUCCCGGACCACUGCAUCCACGGGGUCUUCCACUCCAACUGCCACCUCUACUGGCCGGACAUGGCCACCGCCACCGCCGAACUGCUCCGUGUCAUGAGGCCUGGAGCGAGGAUGUUGGCCACGUGUGAUCUGGGCUUCCUGCGUCGGGGGUGGACCAGGGCUUCUUCAAGGGGAUGA
This is a messenger RNA of Coregonus clupeaformis (lake whitefish), 573 nucleotides long. RefSeq lists its product as uncharacterized. NCBI's taxonomy places the organism in Eukaryota, Metazoa, Chordata, Actinopteri, Salmoniformes, Salmonidae. The record is from RefSeq and is a predicted model, not a curated record. Bases 7 to 573 code for a protein of 188 amino acids. The transcript has 4 exons.